Molecule: messenger RNA, 1793 nt
Organism: Perognathus longimembris pacificus (Pacific pocket mouse)
Lineage: Eukaryota; Metazoa; Chordata; Mammalia; Rodentia; Heteromyidae
Gene: Porcn
Product: porcupine O-acyltransferase
Exons: 14
Coding region: 187-1644 (485 amino acids)
Biological process (GO): lipid modification; canonical Wnt signaling pathway; protein palmitoylation
Cellular component (GO): endoplasmic reticulum; membrane
Molecular function (GO): palmitoleoyltransferase activity; Wnt-protein binding
Source: RefSeq, a predicted model, not a curated record
CCGCGCUGCCUUGGGAGCCGCUGCUGGUCCCGGGCUUGCGGCCUGCGGGGGGAGGCUGCCCGGAGGAGGCGGCGACUGUGGCCGCGGCCGUGCGUCCUCGACCCCCAGGAUCAAAGCUUCCUUCCUGCCAGAGCGACCUCUACCUUGGAAACCAAGGAUCUCCCUCUCCCUUGGCCUAUGUGAUAUAUGGGCAUAGAACGUACAUCAUUCGAUCAUCAUCGGACCAGAUGGUUGACUGCAUUGAAGACACACAGAUCUAGCCACCUGUCCAUCUCUCUGCAAGGGUCCACAAUGGCCACCUUCAGCCGCCAGGAAUUUUUCCAGCAGCUACUGCAGGGCUGUUUCCUGCCUACUGUCCAGCAGGGCAUUGACCAGAUCUGGCUGCUUCUUGCCAUCUGCCUCGCCUGCCGCCUCCUCUGGAGGCUUGGGUUACCGUCCUACCUGAAGCAUGCAAGCACCGUAGCAGGCGGGUUCUUCAGCCUCUACCACUUCUUCCAGCUGCAUAUGGUUUGGGUCGUGCUGCUCAGCCUCCUGUGCUACCUCGUGCUGUUCCUCUGCCGACACUCCUCCCACCGAGGCGUCUUCCUCUCCGUCACCAUCCUCAUCUACCUACUCAUGGGUGAGAUGCAUAUGGUGGACACAGUGACAUGGCAUAAGAUGCGAGGGGCCCAGAUGAUCGUGGCCAUGAAGGCAGUGUCUCUGGGCUUCGACUUGGACCGGGGCGAGGUGGGUGCAGUGCCCUCACCUGUGGAGUUCAUGGGCUACCUCUACUUCGUGGGCACCAUUGUCUUUGGGCCCUGGAUAUCCUUUCACAGCUACCUACAGGCUGUCCAAGGCCGCCCACUGAGUCGCCGAUGGCUACGGAAGGUGGCCUGGAGCCUGGCCUUGGCCCUGCUGUGCCUCGUACUUUCCACUUGUGUGGGCCCCUACCUCUUCCCCUACUUCAUCCCCCUUGAUGGUGACCGCCUCCUUCGCAAGUGGCUCCGAGCCUACGAGAGUGCUGUGUCCUUCCACUUUAGCAACUAUUUUGUGGGUUUCCUAUCUGAGGCCACAGCCACAUUGGCAGGGGCUGGCUUCACGGAAGAGAAGGACCACCUGAAAUGGGACCUGACAGUAUCCAGGCCAAUGAAAGUAGAACUGCCCCGAUCAAUGGUGGAAGUUGUUACAAGCUGGAACCUGCCUAUGUCUUAUUGGUUAAACAACUAUGUUUUUAAGAAUGCUCUUCGCCUGGGGACCUUCUCAGCUGUGCUGGUCACCUAUGCAGCCAGCGCCCUCCUACAUGGCUUUAGCUUUCACCUGGCUGCAGUAUUGCUGUCCCUGGCAUUUAUCACUUAUGUGGAACAUGUCCUCCGGAAGCGCCUAGCUCGGAUCCUCAGUGCCUGUGUCUUGUCGAAGCGGUGUCCACCAGACUGUGCACACCAGCAUCGCUUGAGCCUAUGGGUACGAGCUUUAAACUUGCUCUUUGGGGCUCUGGCCAUCUUCCACCUGUCCUACUUGGGAUCCCUGUUUGAUGUUGAUGUGGACGACGCAACAGAGGAGCAGGGCUAUGGCAUGGCGUACACUGUCCACAAGUGGUCAGAACUCAGCUGGGCCAGUCACUGGGUCACUUUUGGAUGCUGGAUCUUCUACCGCCUCAUAGGCUGAAGCAUAUGCCCCUCAUAGCCCCCUUAAGAUCCCUCUUCAGGGUGCCAGCUUUGAUGGGGGAUGCAGAAAGGCCCUAUCUCUACUCCUAGACUCCUCUGUGUCCUUGAUCCCCACCACUCCUAUGUGCACGUGUGCACACGUACACACAC